AUGCAGCAACCGGCAUAUAAGUUCGACGAGGAUUCAAUAAAGUGCCCAAUGUGUUCGAAGCAUUUCGUGAAUCCCCGUUUACUUCCGUGUCUUCAUUCUUUCUGCAAGAACUGUCUCAUCACGCACAUCCAAAAUGGCGGACAAAAUUCAGACCGGAAGUUGAAAGACCCGCGCGCUAGUCCAACAAAGGUGACUAAUACUACGGGUGAUCAUUCUCCCCAAACCUCUGAAAAAGAAGGGAGCACUUUGAAAGCUGGAAGUAGCGAAAAGGGAAAACCAGGCCCGCGCAGCAAAUCUCCGCAGAUUUCUGCAUCUGGGACGCAGGAAAAGCAUGCAAAGGAAGAUAAACCCCCUAACCUACUUUCUAAGCCUACCGAAACGCGCGACUCUAACAAUAGAGGUUUGCAAAAUACAAAAGCCGCUGGUGCGCUGCAGCCAACUGGGACAAAAUAUACCACGGGCGACAAGGGAUUUCCGUGUCCCAGUUGCAAAAAGUUCAUGACAACUCCACAGCUCCCGAAGACGAGUCCUGAUAAAUGGUCUGACUUGUUUCCAGAGAACAAUAUGUUGGCGGACCUUGUCGAUUUACAUUCCCUGAAACUCGGUACUCGAGUAUGCGAUCCGUGCAAGCGGAACCAGACAACCAGCCAGGUGACAUCGUAUUGCAAGAACUGCCACGAUGCCCUGUGUGCCUCCUGCGCGUUGACGCACAAGGGCCUUCGGUCGUGCCGCACUCAUAAGGUCCUUAGCACGGCACAAUUCGCAGAGGCGAUAAACUCGCUGAAAGUUGAAGAAGAGUUUUGUUCGACACACGAAGGGAAAUUGCUCGAAAAGUUCUGCCAGAGUCACGCCGUGUUGUGUUGUACCCAGUGCAUUACCGACAGCCACCGCCACUGCGAGAAGACGGUCUCUGUCGCAGAUGUUGUCCAGAAGGCACACGAUAUCGGGGAAGUCACGUCUUUACAGACAGCCCUCGAUAAGUACAGGGACCAUGUGGAUGUCGUCUUGAAAGACAGAACGGGACUGGUCAAAAGGUUGGACGCAAAGAAAGGAAAACUGUUGAACGAGUUCGUGAAAGUUAAGAGCCAUAUUGUAUCUCAGCUAGAGAAAAUGGAAAAGGACCUAAAAACGAUUCUGGAUGCUACGCACAAACAAGAGGCGAGGAAAAUACAACAGGAGGCCAGCAAAUGUCGGGAUAUACAGUCAGGUAUUGUGAACACACGCCGAUACCUGCAAAUAGCCGACCAGCACGGUUCCAAUUCGCAGAUCAUCGCCACGAUUGAAAAGGUCAAGGCCGAAUGCGAAUACUACGAGGAAAGUAUAAACAUCCUCUGCUCCCGUCUGCGAGUGGUCGACUAUGACAUCGCACUAGACAACUCCUUGCAACAGGUCAUGAAGAGACUCAACCAGUUUGGGCGCAUUGACGUCAAUACGACCCCGACUAAUCUUCCUGCGCCGCCCAAACUUGCGGCGACACUGGGGCUGCAGAGUUUUAGUACGAAAGCAAAGGCCGUAAAGCCAAUGUAUACGUUGUCUGGACAAAAUGCCAACGAAAUUGGGGAGUUCUGCGCUCGCUUUGAAGACGAUGAUCAAGAUUGCUGGUUAACGGGGGCGCUCUUUCUUGCAGACGGCCGUAUACUACUGGCGGACAGGACAAACCGGAAGUUGAAAUUAUUUACGAGUAGUUUUAGCCCUGUGAUGCAGCUGGCGUUGUCUUCAAAACCAUGGGAUGUGACGGGAACGUCCGACAGGGAGGUGGCCGUGUCGCUACCAGCUGAGUGCAGGAUCCAGUUUGUAGCCGUCGAAGGCAGCAGCCUGGUUCCUAUUCGAACGAUAUCAACUGACGAGCCGUGUUUCGGAGUUUGCUACGCCGACGGCAAAAUCCUCACAGUGACGUAUGACGGUGAUCCGCCAAAUUUAAAGGUUCUGUCCACCACGGGCAAGGAACUUACCUACGUUUGCGUUGACGACGACGGGUUUCCGCUGUUUUCGAAACCCGUUUACGUUACGUGCACGCCAAAAGCGGAACAGAUUUACGUCUCGGAUGAGCGACUUGGCUGUGUUGUAAUCCUAAAGGAAACUGGUGAACUGAAUUUCGCUUAUUCCGCAAUGGACUUGGGGAAUGCCGCUGGGUUGGCUAUUGACACGGAGGGCAAUAUUUACGUUUGCGGAGCCAAUUCGAACAGCGUUCAUGUGGUGUCACCGAGUGGCGAGCGCGUCAAAGUGCUUGUGACGGGCGAUAACAUUUCGUACCCUCGUGCUGUCGCCUACAACGCGCGAGAAAAGAAACUCCUCGUCACCCAGGGCGACCAAGACUACGUGAAAGUGUAUAGUCUUGCUUAA
Messenger RNA from Dreissena polymorpha, 2343 nucleotides. RefSeq lists its product as uncharacterized. Gene Ontology annotation, molecular function: zinc ion binding. The transcript has a single exon. The coding region runs from base 1 to 2343 and encodes 780 amino acids. Lineage: Eukaryota; Metazoa; Mollusca; Bivalvia; Myida; Dreissenidae. The record is from RefSeq and is a predicted model, not a curated record.